Messenger RNA from Catharus ustulatus (Swainson's thrush), 7882 nucleotides. RefSeq names its product potassium two pore domain channel subfamily K member 12 (gene KCNK12). The record is from RefSeq and is a predicted model, not a curated record. Bases 1 to 1281 code for a protein of 426 amino acids. NCBI's taxonomy places the organism in Eukaryota, Metazoa, Chordata, Aves, Passeriformes, Turdidae. Gene Ontology annotation, cellular component: membrane. Gene Ontology annotation, molecular function: potassium ion leak channel activity. The transcript is spliced from 3 exons. Gene Ontology annotation, biological process: potassium ion transmembrane transport; stabilization of membrane potential.
AUGAUGCCCCCGCGGGGGGCGGUGGGCUCCUGCCGCCGGCGGCGCCUGGCGCCCCUCAACGAGGACAACGGGCGGUUCCUGCUGCUGGCCGCCCUCAUCGCGGCGUACCUGAGCGCCGGCGCCACCGUCUUCUCGGCCCUCGAGAGCCCGUCGGAGGCGGCGGCGCAGCUCCGCUGGAACCGGACCCUCCACAACUUCAGCCGCAUCUUCAACAUCAGCCUGCCGGAGCUGCGCGCCUUCCUGCGGAGCUACGAGGCGGCCAUGGCCGCGGGCAUCCGCGUCGACGCCCUGCGGCCCCGCUGGGACUUCCCCGGCGCCUUCUACUUCGUGGGCACCGUGGUCUCCACCAUAGGUUUUGGAAUGACCACACCAGCAACCGUGGCUGGAAAAUUAUUCCUCAUCAUUUAUGGCCUUUUUGGGUGUGCUGGGACAAUCCUCUUCUUCAACCUCUUCUUGGAGCGCAUCAUCUCCCUCCUGGCAUUUAUCAUGAGGGCGUGCUAUGAGAGACAGCUGCAGAGAAGUGGUCUCCUACCUCCCAACUUCCGAAGGGGGUCAGCUGUGUCCGGGGUGGGGAGCCUCGUGGGCUGGAAGCCGUCCGUUUACCACGUGAUGCUGAUCCUGGGAAUUUUUGCUAUUACCCUUUCCUGCUGCGCCUCCGCCAUGUACACGGCCGUGGAAGGAUGGAACUACGUUGACUCCUUGUAUUACUGCUUUGUCACCUUCAGCACCAUUGGCUUUGGAGACUUGGUAAGCAACCAAAAGGCUACGUACCAACAUCAGGGAUUGUACAGAUUCGGGAACUUCAUGUUUAUAUUGCUGGGGGUAUGUUGCAUAUACUCCCUUUUUAACGUCAUCUCAAUCGUAAUCAAACAAAUUUUGAACUGGGUGUUGAAAAAAUUCGAAUGCAGAUGUUGCCCAAAGUGCCAUAAAUCCAGUACCCGCCUCAGCCGUCGCAACGCCAUCACCCCAGGAGCGCGCCUGCGCCGCCACAACGUCGCCAUGGACGCUGACGGACAGUACGACAGUGACACCGAGGGCAGGAGGCUCUCUGGAGAGAUGAUCUCCAUGAGGGAGCUCACAGCUUCCAAUAAAGUCUCCCUGGCCAUUUUGCAGAAGCAGUUGUCCGAGACAGCCAAUGGCUACCCGAGGAAUGUCUGUAUCAAUACAAGACAGAAUGGUUUCUCUGCGGGGGUUGGGGCUCUGGCCAUCAUGAACAACCGCUUGGCAGAAACAAGUGAUUCUAGACAAAGCAGAUACCAGCAAUACCUGGACACAGACUGAAGCACAAGAAAUCAGAAGGAAGCAGGAGGAACAGAGUGAGAAAGUGAAAGCACACUGCACUAGAUUGCACUUUCUUUUCAGGUAACUUGGGAGUUGUAUUACAUUCUCGAAAUGGGUUGGUUUUUUUCAAAUUUAAUUAUAGAUAGCUUUGGAAGAAUACAGUUGAGUUAGGUUUUAAAAGUUCAGCUUCCCUGAUGCAAGUCCCUCUGCACUGCCCUGUAGAACAGCAGAAGUGACUCUUUGCUGACACAGACCAAGAUUUCCCAACUGCCUGCUGAGCCUACGGGCAGCACAGACCUGAGCCCAGACCCUGUCCCCCCAGAUUGAUCUUUUGCUGCCUGAGCCCAGGGAAGAGCAUUCAGGAGCACAGAAAGCUGCAGGAAUUAGGACUUCUCUGUGAGCUGGCCCCUAGUGAGAGCAGCAAUGGCAUGGGUAUGAGCUGCUUGGACAAAGGAGAUAUCUCCUGGCACCUGCACUAAUACCUUGCAGAUGGAAAUUAAAACUUAGGUGAAAACUAAUGAGCAACAAUGACCAAAUUCAAGUGACAUCUUCUCUUAACCCCAGAGGUCCGCACAAAACAGUCACAAGGAAUAAUUCCUUGUGAAAGCUGCAGCAUUUGGCAAGUCACUACAUUGACCUCUCAGGAUCUGUCUUCCCUGUGUCUUGGACAACGUUUGGAGCCACACCAAGAUGUCAUCUGGUUUUCAUUGGUUUCUUCCCAUCUGCAAACACAGUUCUCAUUUUGAGAGAACUGAAAUGGCUCUUGAUUUCCUUGCAGUGCAGAGGACGUCCUUCAGACCCUGUAGAUGCUCAGAGCAGUCUGUGACCUUGGCCACAGAUGCUGUGUCUGAGGGGAGAGCUGUGCUUCACCUCCCUGCAGCAGCAGCAUUGCACAGCAGUGCAUACAAAGGUUCUUUCAGGCAGUUCUUUUUUACAGGUUCUUUAGGCAGGUAUGCAAUCAGCUCUGACUGCAGCCAGAAUUACUGGUGGAAGGCAGGAAUCCCACUGGGAUUUUCGGGUGGGGAGCUCUCUGGGACUGCCCUGUGCUGUGCUCAGGUUACCCAGAAAUGGCCCUGUUGGUGUAGGCUGCUGUCCCAGCAUGGCAUCAGCCCUGGCCCUUAGUCUUUUCUUCUCCCCAGCUGUCUGGGUGAAAAUUUGAGUCUACUAUGGCCAUUUACCCAUAUUUCAGUCCUGCCGUGCUGCUGAAAGACUUUAGCAGCAGUGGAGGUCAUACAGCCAGGCAUGUGGGCUCAGUGUAAACCUGAUUGCCUGUGUGGGAUGAAUUUAUGACUAUGGAAAUUAGCUGUAGCAAUGAGACUAUUCUCACAUUUUAGCAUUUUUCUAGCCUUUAACUUGAAAAAUACUCAGUGGCAAAUCAUUGCAGCCAAUAUUCAGAGCUAAUUUCAACAAAAUUGUACUUUGCUGAUUGCUAGCCUAGCAAAUCUGUGGGUAUGGCUGCUGCUCUAAUUGGAUUACUAAUGUGCCUUUCCAAACCAAUACAUGUCUGCAGUGUUACAUUUAAAUAAUACAGUAAAUGCUGUGUUACACAAUAAAUUCAAUUAGGAAAAAUUACUACUUGACUCACACAAAAUAACUAAUGAAGGGUGCAUUGCACAUUGUACAACAAAUAUGCAAUUUCUCUUUUUUUUGUGAAUAUGUUCAUAUUUGAGCUCAAAUUAUGCUUUCAUAAAUGCUAGGAAAACUGAAGCACAACAUUGUGGAAAAUAAAAGAAAGUAUGGAAAAUUCCACUGAGAUUUGACACAAAGGCUGUGCAUGUUAGCAAAUACACAGUAAGUGGUACAUUAUGCAUUAUAAAUGCAUUGUGUAGCAAUGGCACUGAGGAAGGACUCCUUUAAUUUACCUGGCCACAGUCUGAAUGCAGCUGCCAGUAAAGACACACACCUUUUUUCUUUUUUUGUUUGCUAAAUGGGUGACAUCCACCCUUUAAUUACAGUAUCUCUUUAAACCCUCAAAAAGAAAAUGCAGUUGCCUUUACAUUUUGCAUAGGCAAAAAGAGUUCUAAGGUCAAAUCCAAACUUUCAACUCUAAGGAUCCAGAGUGGUGUAGUUUAGCUGUGAAGUGGGGCUGCAGAUCUGCAGCCUUGAAAUGUGUUGUGUUUUGUCCUUCCCUGGAAAAAAAAGAGGGGAGUAAAUACAGAUACAGUUGAUUGCAGAUUACCCAAAAAAGUCUGGCAAUUCAGCAUGAGGGGGAAAAAAAAGUGUGGGGAAAGGGAGAAGCUUAGAAGUUCUCCGGCAAAUCCAGCAGAAAACCAAAGACUCGCUCAUGUGUUUAUUCCUCGUCACACCAGGCUGUGACACUGCCACCCCCCAGGAGCUCCUGUGGCAUCGUGAGCUCAGCCACCUGGUCUGGAAUGUGGAGAGGGGUAUUUUGUGAGACACGGGGGGGAGAAAGGACCACACACAGUCACCAUCUUCAUUCAGCGCCGAUUUUAGGAAGUCAAUUGCCCAGCUUUUACUGGGAAAGCAACCGUGCUGGUCCCUUACAGUGAUGAUCAGUGUUUGGGGUUUAUCAGAGGUGCACAUUCCCCUGCCUUCAGGGCCAUGUCAUAGCCAGCCAGUGUGUCCCAGCCAGCUCCCAGCCCAGACUUGGCAUGAGGAUGUAGCUGGGUUUGAAAGUGUGUAAUAUCCCAACAUCCCAUCAUCAGCAUCCCAAGUGUUUUUGGGAUCAGACCUUCAGCAGGUGAUGCUUUUUCAAACCUGAGGAAUACAAAGAUGUCCCCAUACUCCUUUUGUACUUUGCAGACUGUGAGAGUACUUUUAAAAGCCAGUGAGUCAAUGCAAAAUUAAUGCUUUUAUAAUACCAUACUAACACAAUGUGAAAAAAUUACUAGUAUUUCUGACAAUGUGCAAAUCAAGCACGAAGUUUUCUCAAUGGGUAUAAUUUCCUAUUCCAUGCAAGUAAAAUUAUGUACAGGAAAUUUUUGCUUGUAGUAACAUCCAUGGGCUGCACAGGCAGUGCAAGAAUUCAGUUCCAGUUUUAUUGUAAAACCUCAGUAUCUGAAAGCACAACAUCCAAAAAAUGGUUUGGGGUUUGUUGCGGGGGGGGGGGCGUUGUGUGUGUAAACAUUGUUGGUUUGCAGAAAUAAAGAUGUUAUAGUUCUACAUAUACAAACCAAUUUUUAGCUCACUAGAAUACUAUGUUGGAUACACUCAACAAAAAUAUUCGUUCCAAAUUUCCAGCCAAUUAAAUGACUCGAGUUUCGAGAUAACCUGUUGAAAAGUAUUCCUGUUUAUUUUGUCUCUCUUUGAAAGGACACAGCUUGGUAGAUACCUUUAGCUGUGCAGGCAUUGCUAUCUCCUACUAGAAACCAAACCUCAGGAUUUUACUUCUGCAGAUAAUUCCCCUGGUUUUGGCAUUUGCUCAUUUCUGCAUUGAAUUCUAGAAGGAAUGACCAGUUCUGUGCUGUUUUCUGGUUGGUAUCACUUUCCUUUUUGCAUUGAUUGCAAAUAGCUGAAACCAGCAAAUGUUCCCAGACACACCAAAAUUAGUCACUUUUCUGAACAUUUUUCUUUUAAAAAUUAUUUUGUAAAAUCUAAAAUCUGAUUGUAAAUUAAAUCAUGAUUGAAAUUAGCAGACUGAAUAUUUUUUCUACCAACAGAAUUGCUUGACGUGAAUUCUAUGAAGGAUGCUAAUGAUUCCAUUUUGUGUAAAAAGACCUGCCUAUUUCAUUUGCCCUUUUUAUCUAAUUUGUUUCAAAUUCUUAAAGCCAGAAGUAUGUACAUUCCAUUUGGAAAAUGCCCUAUGCUGUACAUUUUCUCCUAUGAAUAGAGCUUGUGGAGGGAUUAAAACUGAGCCUGCCUGAUUUCUGCAAACAGAAUUGCAUGUGUAAACCUUCAAAACCUGAAUAUUUGUACCUGUUUGGCCAUUGCAAAACAAGGGCAUGCUAAUGCAAUUCCAGUUCAAGCAAAGAAACAAAUCACAGGGCUCAACUGGCUGCUGACCACUUUUAUCAAAAAGGCCACACAGCUACCAGUCGAAGGUGAUGGAUGGACUCUUGAUACCCAACAAUGUUAUUUUGGAGGAUGGUUUGGUGGCUGGGAGUUGGCCCUGGAGUGGUUAAAGCAGCUUGGCUGAGUGGAUCCAGGCAGUUCCCUUUGCUGAGCCUCAGGAGAUGUUUGCCAGUACUGAAGAAGUGAAAAAGAUAAUGGACAUAGCAUUGAGCCUCUUUUGAGAAGCAGGGCAAAGUGCUGUAGCCUGUGCUAGGCGGUUUCUGGCCACCUUUGAGCCCUUGGUUGUUCCUGAAGCUGGAGUGUUUGGGACACAGGUGCAGCUCUUGACUCAGUUUGCUCUUUGCGGUGCCUCUUGCACUGGCAAAGCAGUGAUCCCUCUCUCCUCAUAAAAGGGAUAGAGGGAUUUGUUUAGACUUUCCAUAGGAUGACAGCAUAUAUAAGUAUCACAAGAUGACUCAAUUACUGAGUCUGGCUAUAUUUGCUAAGAGAUCUUUAUCAGUAAAAACAAUGAAAAUUAUCUUAACAGUACAGUGAAUCAACAAAAGUAAGUGGUGUUCUGAACAGAAAGUAAGUGCUAAAAUAUACAAUUGGACCCCAAAGCUCAGGCAUGUGUCACAAAAUUAUCAUUCUUUUCCAAUGCUCAAUGCACCUGCGUCUUUUGGGAAAAAGCCUUGAUUUCUACCAGCACCAUGGCAUGCAAGGCUUUUAUUUUAUUCAUUUGUAAGAGAGCAGAAUGUGUCUGAGGUCAUGCCUUGGUCUGCACAGCACUCAGGGGAAGACUUGCCUCCACCCCUGAAUUUAGGCAUGCCUGUGGACCAUGGAUACUGGUCCAGCCCGCAGCAGAAAAUGGACAAAAUGUCCCUGCCUUGGGGUGUCUGUGGUUUCUGGAGGGUGGUUGAAUGUCAUGGCAAACCACAGCUGCCUCCUCCAGCCAAGCCCCUGCCAGGAUGGGAUCCAUCCCACAGCCAGCCCCUGGUCUGCAGCCAGGGAUUGUGCUGCCAGGAGAGUGGUGCAAAUCAUCAGCAAUGUGCUCUUAUCCCUGCCUUCUUAAUGGGCUAAAAACAGUGGAAAACAGAGAGAUCAUUUUCUAUUUUAAUGAUCAAAAGGGUGUUGCCCAUUAUUCACAGCCUACACACAAGAUGUUAUAAUUUUCAAUUUUCCUGCACUGAUCAUUCAGUCCAUUUGGCAGGCUGACCUUCAAGUGGUCAUGGCUUUUCAAAAAAAGGAGGAAAAAACCCCAAACAGAAAACUCAAAACACCCAUUAUCAGCAUUUCAGACAAGCAAAAUAAUCGUGAGUGAGGUGGUAAGGACCUCACAUGCAAAAGCUGUGAGCAGAGCUGCCUCUGUUUGCAGCAGCUAGAUGUUUUCCUGGCAGUGGGAGAAGUUUGGGUUCAGGAGAGCAUCUGCUGGAUGUUUGGGGUGCUGGACGCUGCCCUGCAGACAGCUGCAGCACCAAAAUGGCACUUUGGGAACAAAUUUCUGCAGCUGUUUCUGCACUGUCAGGGACAUUUCACAUCCCUGCUGCUGAAAUCAGAGGAUGGCAGCAAGUGUUACACAAGCAAUUUACUGUCAGUGGUACAUAUGGGUAUUAGCCAGGGACAUUUUUAACUACCAAGAGAAAUUUCAGGUGUGUGUUGGUCGUUAAAAAGGACAUUUUGCCAUCCAGAAACAGCUGCAGCAGGUCCCAGUGCCUGACAUCACUCAACAUAAUCCCAAAGAGUGGAAGAGGGACACAGAGAUUACCUAAAGAAGCCAAAAGAGAUGGUAGGGUCUAAGAAGCAAGUGUUCCUGUGGCUUGAAUCUGGAGUAAUUUGAUUGAAUUGCAGGUAGUAAAUAGCCUAAUUAAAUAGAUGUAAUGACUUCAAUGCCUGCAGAAGUUAAAAAGAGAUGCAUGUAUUUUUCCAUCACAAUUUUGGUUGUGUUAACCAAGUUUAGAGGUGAAAUGAAGAAACAUAAUUUCCUGAAAAUUGUUUAUUGGAAUACAUUGAUUUUUUACUCUCUUUCAGAUAAUGCGUCCUUGCAAAACAUUAAACUGGAAUAAAUUUCAAGUUUGAAAUCUGUUUAAACAAGUGGCAGUUUUAAAAAUGCUUUUUAAAAAUCCUGGGUUGACAGGAACUUAGCCUCCAACUCAUACCAUAAUUGUGAGUGCUCUUAAUGAAUCAGCCCCACUUUUGCUGUCAGCUCAGGAUUUUCCCACUGUAAGAUCUUUGAAUGAAGAGAACUAAAAGCCAUAUACAAAGCCAAUCAAACAUGGAUCAUGUUUCUACUGGUUCGUUAUAUACAGUUUGCAAACAAAACUGGGUAUUUUGGGCUUGGUGCUUUGGGCUUUGUUCACAGGAACAUGGUUAUGGAUCCAGAAGGCAGAGACAGCUGAGGUGCAGCUGCUUUUCAGAGCGGUGCAGAGGCACUGGCAAAGGAUGUGUAGAGCUGGUGGUUAAAGAGACUGUGGAAGAACCCACUGGUGGUGUCCAGGGAAUAUUCCUGUGUGUUUUUAAUGCCAUGAAACAUGAUCAAGUAUGAAUUCUCUACAUCUGGGAGGAUGUCAAAUUCCAGGUGACGUUUGGAAUGUUGCAAUUAAGCUACUACAAAGACUUUUGAAAUAAACAGGAGAAAAAACGUUGUCUGGGA